Molecule: messenger RNA, 3451 nt
Organism: Zonotrichia leucophrys gambelii
Lineage: Eukaryota; Metazoa; Chordata; Aves; Passeriformes; Passerellidae
Gene: SCEL
Product: sciellin
Exons: 18
Coding region: 794-1933 (379 amino acids)
Biological process (GO): epidermis development
Cellular component (GO): cytoplasm
Source: RefSeq, a predicted model, not a curated record
UGUGCCACAUGACUGUUGGGCUGAGUAUGAAGCCAGCCUUUAUGUGUCAGAAAGGCAGAGAUACACUUAAUGCAUCUGAAGUGCUUCAAAGUCAGAUUUCUGUAUCAGAUCCCUGUGUUUACAGAGCAGGAGGAAAGCUGGGCAUGUCUGGAUUUAUCCCACAUGUUGACUCACAGCUCUCCUAUUCAGAGCCAAAACCACUCCUAGUAACACUUCCAGUCACCAACAGCACUGCCAGCUAGCAAAAGCAGAUAACAGCAGAGGUAAACUUCCAGUCUGCUUUAGCCUGAAAACUUGAAUCUUGGUGGAAAAGGGAUUUUAGAUGUUGGAAGUAAUUGGAAACACAUCAGGCAUCUUCUAUUCAGUGGUCAAAUCUUCAAAGGCUUUGUGAGCAGUGGAAGUUUCUGCAUUGGGAAAGCUCUCCUGAGCUACAGUCUUCAGUGCCAAAAUUGGUCUGUGAAGGCAGUUCAUUUUGUGAAACCCAGCCCAACUGCACUUGAAAAGAACAGCAAGCACAGAAGGACAACAACUCACCCAUACCCUUAAUUGAUCUGGUAUUUCUACAAGGUGCCACCCUUUUCCACACCUCCUACCUCCUCCUUAAGUGACUCAGCCUCUGAAGGAGAAAUCUCUUGACUUUUCAGACAGCUGGAUGGGGAAGAACAGUUCAGCUCUCAGCCUGCUUUGAUUGUGCCUCCCUUCCAGGCUGACUAACCACACUGAGCCACACUAGGACACGAACUUCUGCCAUACCUAGAUUCCCGCAAAAGAACGGAACAAUCCCACAGGACAAAUGUCAGCUUUCAACAUACGGAAACAGUCUCCUAAUCAAGGAGAUAAGAAGAGCCCCUCUGUUGCAAUUAAAAGCAGACAACAGGCUACUCAUGAUAUUAAUAAACGACGGACCCUUUUGCAAGAUAACAGCUGGAUAAAGAAGAAGCCUGAGGAGGAAAGUGCUGAUGAAAACUACGGAAGGGCGGUGCUUAACCAAUACAAAUCCCAAGAUAGCCUACACAGCAGUAGCACAAAUGGAAAGGAAGAUCAGAAAGGUGUUCUUGGACGAUACAGAUCUGAUACCACCUUGGACAGAAUUCCAGCCGGAAGUGAUACUAAUAAAAUAAAUAAGUCCCCAACUCUGAACCAUAAGCAAAACAACAGACAGUCUUGGACUCCUAAUGCAGCAUCCACAACCACUACAGUUGUUGCUCCAGUCAAGAAAAAGAGGCAAUCUUGGAUGCCUCCCCCAGUUUCCAGUAGUAGGACUCCAACAGAAAAAGUGGAAAGCAAACGGACUGCCCCUUCAUCAGAACAGGUGAUCCCUCAGAAAUCAGGGACUGAUGUGGACAAUCAAGCUACAGCAAGGAGCCAGGACCUCAGUAACCUCAGCAAAGUGAUUCCAAGUUUUUCCACAAGUGACAAAGAAGGAAAAAACCUUUCAGAUUUGACUGAAAAAAAUACUGCUGAUCAGAAAAAUAAGAGAGAUGAGUACCUUGGGGAUCACACUGAAGUAAAGUCUACUGAUGGCCAAAGUAAAAAGUGGAUAAUUGAGAAAGCAUAUGAAAAUCCUCCAAGGGCUCAAAAUAAUCUCCCAGAAAUAAAGUACUCCAGUGACAAUGAAAGAAAGACCAGCAAAUCAUCACUUGGUGGCUAUGAAAAAAAUAUAACUGGAAAUACCAUCAAAACUGUUUAUUCUACUUCUGAUCGGAGUAUAAUUGGAAAAGAUAUAUGUACAUACUGCAGGAAGCCCUUGGGCAUAGAUGCCAAAAUGAUCUUAGAUGCCUUGCAAAUUCACUGUCAUUCGACUUGCUUCAAGUGUGAAGUAUGUAAGAGACCUCUGGAAGAUCUAAAAGCAGGAGACAGCAUUUGGAUUUACAAACAAACUGUGCACUGUGAGCCUUGUUAUUCCAAAGUUAAAGAAAAAUGGAUCUACUAAUUUUGACACACAGAACAUAUGAUGAAGAAAUUACUAAUGUUAAGAUAACUGUAUUGGCCUGUUAAGUCAAAACACUGUGGGAAGUUAUUCAUUUUUACUGCUGAGAAUUCUCUGAACAAAGUCCUACUGCAUGGUUAUUAAAAGAAUUAUCUUAAUGAGAAUUUAGAUGCAUUUUCAUGCACACAUUGCAGGAAGCAAAACAAGAUAUUGGUCAGUAUAUAUAUCAGAUCUGUGAAGCUACUAAAUUUUAAGUCAAAUCAAUUGUAAUUUAUUGAAAUUUUCUGAAUACCAGGACAUUCCUACAUAUUUGUUUUGAAGGGGCUGUAUUCUCUUUUACUCCAAUAUAAAGACCUGUUUGCUUAAUAUAGCAUGAAUGGGAUUUUCCUUAUCAAGAUUAGCCAUUUAGAAGUCAUUCAGUUUAAAUGACUGUUUUUCAUGCAGGGGGAAGUAGGUUCAUAUCGCACCUACAAGGGGAGACAUCAAACUCCAGAGAAAGGUUCUUCCUAAAUAACUUGAACAAUAAGUUUGAGAUGGAACAACUAAUUUUUGGAAAAUGCAUCUCUACUACUGCAGAAGGAAUCUGGACAAAAAUUGCUAGAGGGUUUUAAGAACUACCCCACUCCAUGUUUGCAAUUCUGGUAACUAUUUAAUCACCAUUUUUUAAGAAGUGCACACUUAAUAGUUGCCAUGAAAUAAUCAAACACCUACUUUGCAUGACAGUAUGUUGUAUUUAUCUUUCCUACUUUUAUUAAACUGACUUAUCGAAAAACUUUGGAUCGAUUCAUCUUGCCUAAAUUUAUACAUCUACAGUGUAGAUUUCUGUUUCUGAGUUACUUGAUUUAUUCUAUCCCAUAGAGAGAAGCAGACAUUUGUAGGAAGCAGUUCAAUUGGUCAGAUUGCAAACAUCUAUUUUACUGCGACAUUAAUCAAUGUACAUCUUUACUUCCAUGGUUUGCAAAGGAACCUGGAAUGAACAGCUCAGAUUUCUACACAUCUACACUAUGUCAGUCACACUCCUUCCUUUGAAACUUUUUCCUUUGUGAAACCUUUUUUUUUUUCCUUUUGGAGAGAAUAUAACAAUUGAAACAGAAUAUAACUGAAGAAGAAUUCAUGCUUUCUUAUAAUAUGUUGUCUGAAAUAAUCAAUAGUUCAGUAGCUUACUGGACAGACAAAGGUAUUGACUACUAGUCUUUGUCAUGAGAUGCUUUAGAUUAUGGUUUAUUCAGAACGGAUUUUUCUUCCUUACAUCUCAAUUUAAGUGGACUUCCUGGAUGUGACAGAGUUAGUGUUUGAAGGCUGCUGGACCUAGGCAAGAGCUUAAAAGCAUGCUAAGUAUUAAAGCCAUAGGUUAAUAAUAGACUGGUGAGUAGCUGUCCCAGUCAAACUCUCUCCUUGACUGCACAUUUCAUAGGGGAGGCAGGAGGUAUGGAUGUCUGUGUAAUUUAAAGCACUGGGCCUGCAGCUGAGUAAGUAUGUUGUCUGGCUUAAAGGAUGUUCAGACUGAUUAUGCAAUGGAGA